AUGCACGGUUGCCACAGAAACUAGCCGAGAGAACCUCCGGCCCCGGCACGGACGCACGGUAGGCUGGCACAGGGGCGGGGCAGCUCACCGCUUCCGCCACAAAAAAAGAAGCCGUGAUGAUGCAGGCGCUGGGCCUGGGCCGCGGGUCCAUCCCCCUCCAUGUCUGCCGCUGCUGCUGCACCGCCGCCGCUUCUCCCUCUGCUCCGGCUCCACCCCGUCCCCGCAACGCGACAGUGCUAAACACCCGCAUCGCCGCCGUGCGCGCCAGCGCCGCCCAGCCCGCGCAGAUGGAACGCACGCACGGGGAGGAGCCGGCGAGGGUGGUGAAGCUGCGGGCGGUGGAGGCCACGCCCGAGUCCUUCGCGCCGUUCGGGCAGGUCAUCGCCGCCUCCCCCGACGGCGACCAGUUCGGCCCCCACGACGCGCAGCUCGACCUCAGCCGCGGCAUCCCUAGGUUCUACAUCAUGCGACUGCAGGACCGGCCGCUGAAGUUCUCGAGCAUCACCCACCACGCCAGCGUGACCCAGUGCCUGGGCUCCAUCGGCGGCCAGGACUGGUACCUCGGAGUGGCCAAGCCAUCGAUCGUGGAUGGACCGUCUGAGCAGAGUGGUCAGGAGGGGAGGAAACCGCUGCAGUCUCGCGCUGGUCACUACUAUCUGCCUCCCGAUCCUGCCGAGGUCUGCGUGUUCCGGGUUUCCGGACCCAAGUUCCUCAAGCUGAACAAGGGGACCUGGCAUGCCGGGCCGCUGUUCAAGAGGGAUGCAGUGGAUUUCUAUAAUCUGGAGCUGAGCAACACCAACGUCGUUGAUCACACUACACACCAUUUCAAGAAACAUGAUGGGAUAAUCUUCGUGGUCGAGGACUGAGACAUUUUGCAAUACGCACGGGCGCGGACGUUGUUGAGCAGCAGAUACGAGUUUACAAUAGGCAGCCGGCUCAUCUUCUCCUGGUUUGUAUGAACAACCAGUUUACAAGAUCGCUCACUGAUCUUCUCCAAAGUUUGUAAUGAACAGCCAACAUGUAAAUGUUAUGUAGAAAUGCACGGAGUGAGGUGCUUGUCCCCCGUUGUCCGAACCUGCGCCUUCUGUUUUCUGUCAGCGCCGGAAAGGUUAAAACUCCCGUCUACGCUUUGGAGACGUAUAUAUGGAACCCAGACAUCUUUAAAA
Molecule: messenger RNA, 1166 nt
Organism: Panicum virgatum (switchgrass)
Lineage: Eukaryota; Viridiplantae; Streptophyta; Magnoliopsida; Poales; Poaceae
Exons: 3
Coding region: 117-866 (249 amino acids)
Molecular function (GO): ureidoglycolate hydrolase activity
Source: RefSeq, a predicted model, not a curated record